AUGCGCACCACCCUCCCACUCCGCGGCCUACUCAAACGCUCGUCCUACUACGACUCCGACUACCGACAAUCCGCAGCCCUCAUCCGUGCCCGCCGACCAUACCUGGUGAAGAACAUCCUCACAGGCACAGGAAUCAUGCUCUUCGCUUUCGGCGUCUUCGCAUUCACAAUCCGCGCCGUCGGCCAGGACACCUUCGACGACGUCGUCGUGCCGGACGCCCCACAGUCGAGCCAGACGGUUGCGCCGAAGAAUCCGCAGGGCCAGGUGAACGGGAUGAGGUCGUGA
Exophiala bonariae is the source of this 285-nucleotide messenger RNA. RefSeq lists its product as uncharacterized. NCBI's taxonomy places the organism in Eukaryota, Fungi, Ascomycota, Eurotiomycetes, Chaetothyriales, Herpotrichiellaceae. Gene Ontology annotation, biological process: mitochondrial respiratory chain complex IV assembly. The transcript has 3 exons. Gene Ontology annotation, cellular component: mitochondrial inner membrane. Bases 1 to 285 code for a protein of 94 amino acids. The record is from RefSeq and is a predicted model, not a curated record.